AUGAGACUUUUGCUGAAGGAGGGCAUGGCUAAUUACUUAGGCGGGCGAAACAAUCUGAAAAUAUGUUCUUUGAGAAGUUUAGAAAUCGGGAGAGAUUUUGAUAUGCUUUAUCUAUUGACAACAUGUCUUUUGAUCAGUAAACUUUAUGGAACAUGGGCAUCGCAUGAAAUCAUUGAACCGUUCACUUCUCCGUUAAAUAGUAGUUUCAAUCACAAUACAAUGGCUUCGGGUGCUGCAGCCGUCUUUUCUCGGAUGGGCAACCUUCGAAUGGUCUAUGUCACAGCGCCAUCGAAAGAAGCUGCUCUCAAAAUCGCCAGAAUAGCUGUGGAACGUAAAUUAGCAGCUUGUGCCAAUAUCAUACCUGAGAUUACAUCCAUUUACGAGUGGGAAGGCAAAGUACACGAGGACGCAGAAGCUAUUCUUAUCAUGAAGACACAGGAAAGUCUUUUGGAGGACCUUCAUAAGAUCGAGGGCAACAGCCAUGGUGAAGUUUUGGAAAAUCGAGUUGUCCAUUGCAUUUCCACAUCAAAUUCUGUUAACUAUGACUGUUGA
Strongylus vulgaris is the source of this 552-nucleotide messenger RNA. The record is from the annotation of a GenBank genome assembly. Lineage: Eukaryota; Metazoa; Nematoda; Chromadorea; Rhabditida; Strongylidae.